Messenger RNA from Lethenteron reissneri (Far Eastern brook lamprey), 663 nucleotides. RefSeq names its product heterogeneous nuclear ribonucleoprotein L-like. NCBI's taxonomy places the organism in Eukaryota, Metazoa, Chordata, Hyperoartia, Petromyzontiformes, Petromyzontidae. Gene Ontology annotation, molecular function: RNA binding. The record is from RefSeq and is a predicted model, not a curated record.
AUGAACGACACGUUUGAGGACCCACACAAGCCCCCACCGUCGGCCGUGGUUCACGUUCGGGGAUUGUCGGUCGCAGCCCUGGGGUCGGACCUCGUGCAGACCCUGCAGCCCUUUGGCGCAAUCAAAUACGUGGUGAUCAUGCCCAAGAAACGGCAGGCUCUGGUGGAGUUUGAAGCGCUAGAGAGCUCCCGCAGCUGCGUCAACUACUCGUCCACGCGCCCCGUCUACGUGUGCGGGCAGCCGGCCUAUUGUAACUUCUCCACCAGCCAGAAGAUUUUGUGGCCUCGCAGCGCCGAGGAACGCCAGAAGAGGAACCACAUCCUGCUUUUCACCAUCUUCAACCCCAUGUACCCCAUCACCACGGAUUUGCUUUACACCAUUUGCCACCCAUGCGGCCCUGUGCAUCGCAUUGUGAUUUUCAGGAAGAAUGGCCUGCAGGCCAUGGUGGAAUAUCCUUUUAACCAGAUCCCAUGAAUAUGCUAAACUCCUCUUGAUAUGCACAUUCUUUUGUUAAGGUGCUCUUCUUCCACCUCCAACCCAGCGUAUAUAUAUAAGCUCCAAGCUUGGCAGUGUCUCAUUCUUCACCUGAAGACGGCUGCUUGCGUUGUAGCCGAAACGUCGUGAGAAUUAUUUGAUUUUAUUAUGUUUUAUUUUUAUAAUUUU